Messenger RNA from Saprolegnia diclina VS20, 813 nucleotides. RefSeq lists its product as hypothetical. Gene Ontology annotation, molecular function: oxidoreductase activity. The record is from RefSeq and is a predicted model, not a curated record. Gene Ontology annotation, cellular component: plasma membrane. Lineage: Eukaryota; Oomycota; Saprolegniomycetes; Saprolegniales; Saprolegniaceae. The coding region runs from base 1 to 813 and encodes 270 amino acids. The transcript is spliced from 3 exons.
AUGGCCGUCAUGUCGCUGCCGGUGAUUCGGCGCCGGUCGUACGCUACCUUUAAGGCGGCGCACUUUCUCUUUGUGCCCGCGACGCUCUUUGCGGUCUUGCACUGGGGCCCGAUCAUUGCGUGGGUGUUUAUGACUAUGGUCCUGUACAUUGCCAACAAGGUGCUCUCGGCAGCGUUCACAUCGGCACCGGUCGCCGUUGUUCGCGCGGUUGCCCACGACCACGUGCACGCGUGCGAAGGCCGCUCGCGAUGCCAGGACUGGAACCAUCUCGCAAGGUGUGGGGAAGACAUCAACGGUGUCACCGAGCUCGUGUUGGCGACGGCAACAACGUACGCCCCGGUGGCACCCGUUAGCAUCACGUCGGCGCCCGUCACAACGCCCGAGACGCUCGCUGUGCACAUCAAGGUACAAGGACACUGGACGCGGCAGUUGCACGCGUACGUUGCUCAGUGCACACUCGCCGAGACCGACCCGAUUCUGUACGCCGACACGGUGUCGUCGCGCCGGGGGUUGCACCCCGCACCGUUUGAUACGCUUGUGUUUGUCGCGGGUGGCAUUGGCGUGACGCCGCUUCUCGGACUGCUCGUCGACGCGGUGCAUGCGACGCCUGCGAAGGCGAUGCAUUUGGUAUGGCACGUGCGCGACGUGCGUCUUUUGCAUCAAUUCGAGUCCGUUCUCGACAACGUCGUCGCGAAAGCGCCUCGAUUGCACUUGCACGUGACGCAAGCAGCGUCAGAGGCGAUUGACGUCCUGGCCGAGACGACGACGACGGUGUUCGAUCGGGGACUACCUCGUAGGAUGUGGGUCGAAUAG